Messenger RNA from Pseudogymnoascus destructans, 2214 nucleotides. RefSeq lists its product as uncharacterized. Lineage: Eukaryota; Fungi; Ascomycota; Leotiomycetes; Thelebolales; Thelebolaceae. The transcript is spliced from 5 exons. Gene Ontology annotation, molecular function: FAD binding. Bases 1 to 2214 code for a protein of 737 amino acids. The record is from RefSeq and is a predicted model, not a curated record.
AUGGCGCCUGCUCGAUCCUCAACUGAGGGAAAGAAGGACCGUCUGCGCGUCAUUAUUGCGGGAGGAUCGAUUUCGGGAUUGGUGCUGGCUCACUCUCUUUAUUGCAGCGACAUUGAUUACGUGGUUCUAGAGUCUCGCGACGAGAUUGCGCCGCAAGUUGGCGCUUCAAUUGCCGUCCUUCCCAACGGUUCGAGGAUCCUCGACCAGCUAGGCAUCUUUGACGAUAUGUUUGGCUUGCGACGCGAUUUAUUGAAGGUUCUCUACACCCACACCCCGGACAAGUCAAAGAUUCACACAUCCAAACGAGUAUGCAAGGUGGACCACCAAGAUUCCGGGGUUAUCGUGCACUGUCAAGACGGAUCGAAAUACUCUGGGGACAUUGUUGUUGGUGCAGAUGGAAUACACAGCACCGUGAGAACGCUGAUGAUGCAGCACAUCGAGCUGUCGAGUCCCGGCGCCACAAAGAAAGACAGCAAUAGUAUCUCUGCGGAGUAUAGUUGCAUUUUCGGGCUUGGAAGUUCUGUUAAAGGAGUACUCCACCCGGGAGACUCACACAGGACAUACACCAAGGGUUAUUCAACCCUGUCCUUUGUAGGACGAGGUGGAUCUAUGUACUUCUUCUUCUUUUCAAAGCUGGACAAAAGAUACCACGGCAAGGAUAUACCUAAAUACUCGAAGGCCGAUAUGGACGAAGCCGUAAAGCCCUUCCUUGACAUCUGCAUGACCGACUCCGUCAAAUUCAGACAAGUGUGGGAGAAGCGUACAUUCGCAAACAUGAGCCCCCUUGAAGAAUCUGAGAAUCAACAUUGGAUUUCGGACAGAUUUGUGUGCUUGGGAGAUUCAAUACACAAGAUGACCCCCAACUUGGGAGCUGGCGGCAAUGCAGCUAUCGAGAGUGCCGCAGCACUGGCCAACAGCAUCUCAAAGCUCAAGAGCACAAGCCCAUCGAUGGAUGAGGUUCGAACGGUACUGAAAGAAUUUUACGUGAAGCGCCACGAACGCGCCAACGCCACCAUUAAAUCGGCCAAUUAUUUAACCCGAAUCGAAGCAUUGGCAACACUGGCUGAUAAAAUAAUGGCGAUUCAUAAUAUACCUGCUUUGGGCGACUUCUUGGCCAACGUGGCCUGCGAUUCGAUGGUUGGAGCAGAAAUUCUGGAUAGCCUACCUCCGCCAGCUAGGUCCCUGGAAGCGACAAUGCCCUGGGAUCCCGAGUCUGGCAUUGGAAAGCACGAAAGCAAAUUGCUCCGAGCACUAUAUGCUCUUCCCCUUCUCGCCAUCUUAUAUGGUUGUGCGAAUACCAUGGGCCCGGCAUUAGGCCCCGCCCUUCCUUUGCUCAAGAACGCGGCCAGAGCUGGCGAGGUGGCUCUGGGCGACGGGCAAGUGGUGCCUUUGGUCACCCGAUAUUUCGGUCUCAAGGGCUUUGAUGACUUCAUUGCCAUCUCUGUCGCGGCCUUUACUCCAUCAAUCGGCGGACAGGACCCUGCCAGCCGUAUGCAAAUGAUAUCACUACUGGGAGACCUCAUUCCCAUCCAAGCCAUAUGGAUGAUAGAGGGUGUUAGACGCGGUAACUUACUCACUGCAUCUCACCUAUUGCCGACAAUUUUUGGCAUCUUUUUCCAACUCCAUGGUAUUGGCCACAUAGCGCCAGUUUACUUCUUCCUACACUACGUCCAGUCCCCAUUGGAGAACUACCAUGCAUCGGACAACCGACUCACCCAAAUCGGCGCCGUCAAGACCAUCAUCCCCACUAUCCUCCUGUCUUACGUCGCCCCCACCGUCGCCAUAGAUCGCAUCGACAGCCCCGAGGCAGAUAUGCCAUACCUCCGCCAAGUUUACGGCUUUGCUGGAGUGGCCGCAGCCUGUGCGUUCUUAUACGUCCGCUUUAAGUCCCCCGUGUCGGCGACGGAAGUGUUCCUCGAGGGCAUCAGGAACCCCGGGGCUGCCGUGCCGCUGUUCCAGAGACUUUCCAAGACUUUCAGGUACGAUCAGAUCCAUGCAUUUAGUGCCGGGGCUGUCUGGACGCUGCUGAGCUUCCGUGACCUGAAGAAGUCGAAGAAGGUCGAGGCGGGCUGGGCGAAGAUUAUUGGGACAAUGGCCGGUUUAUCACUUCUAGUUGGUCCAGGAGCUGCGAUGACAGCUAUGUGGGCUUGGAGAGAGGAAGCACUGGCCAAGAAGAAGGUUCCCGUGGUCAAAGGGACAGCGUGUGUAUUUUAA